CCCGCGCCCCGCUCCGCCGCUCCAGCAUGCACGGAGGAUGCUCGCGUCUUGCUCGGGCAGGAAGGGGCCGGAGGGCAGAUACCCGCUGCAUUACCUCGUCUGGCACAACCGAGCCCGGGAGCUGGACCGAGAGCUCAGCGCCAAGCAGGCCGACAUCGAGCAGCUGGACCCCCGAGGACGCACCCCGCUGCACCUGGCCACCACACUGGGCCACCUGGAGUGCGCCCGGGUGCUGCUGAAGCAUGGAGCUGAUGUGGGCAAAGAGAACCGCAGCGGCUGGACAGUGCUACAGGAGGCCGUGAGCACCCGUGACCUCGAGUUGGUGCAGCUGGUCCUGCGCUACCGUGACUACCAGAGAGCCAUCAAGCGCCUGGCUGGGAUCCCCAUCCUGCUGGAGAAGCUGCGCAAGGCCCAGGACUUCUAUGUGGAGAUGAAGUGGGAGUUCACCAGCUGGGUGCCACUGGUGUCCAAGAUCUGCCCCAGUGACACGUACAAGGUGUGGAAGAGCGGCCAGAACUUGCGGGUGGACACCACGCUGCUGGGCUUUGACCAUAUGACCUGGCAGCGGGGCAACCGCAGCUUUGUCUUCAGGGGACAAGACACCAGCGCAGUGGUGAUGGAGAUUGACCAUGACCGGCGAGUGGUCUACUCGGAGACACUGGCCCUGGCCGGCCACGACCAGGAGGUGCUGCUGGCUGCUGUGCAGCCCACGGAGGAGCAGGUGAUGGGUCGGCUCACAGCCCCCGUCGUCACCACCCAGCUUGAUACCAAGAACAUCGCCUUUGAAAGGAACAAAUCUGGGAUUCUGGGUUGGAGAAGUGAGAAGACAGAGAUGGUGAAUGGGUAUGAGGCCAAGGUCUACGGCGCGUCCAACGUGGAGCUGAUCACACGGACGCGGACGGAGCACCUCUCAGACCAGCACAAGGGCAAGAGCAAAGGUAGCGCGUGGGGUGGUGGUGGGCACAGGGCUGCAGUGCUCGGCCUCACGCCCUGUCUUGCAGGCAGUAAGACCCCACUACAGUCCUUCCUGGGCAUCGCUGAGCAGCACGUGGGGCCCAACAAUGGGACGCUGAUCACGCAGACGCUGAGCCACACCAACCCCACCGCCAUCACCCCUGAGGAGUACUUCAACCCCAACUUCGAGCUGGGCAACAGGGACAUGGGACGGCCCAUGGAGCUCACCACCAAGACGCAGAAGUUCAAGGCGAAGCUGUGGCUGUGCGAGGACCACCCGCUGUCCCUCUGUGAGCAGGUGGCCCCCAUCAUCGACCUGAUGGCCAUCAGCAACGCGCUCUUCGCCAAGCUGCGUGACUUCAUCACUCUGCGCCUCCCGCCCGGCUUCCCUGUCAAGAUUGAAAUCCCCAUCUUCCACAUCCUCAAUGCCCGCAUCACCUUUGGGAACCUCAAUGGGUGCGAUGAGCCCGUCAGCUCCCUGCGCAACAGCCCCAGCAGUGAGGCCCCCUCGCCCAGCAGCGAUUCCUCCAGUGUCAGCAGCUCCAGCUCCCUGACGUCCUGCCGGGCGUGUGAGAUGGACCCGGCGCUCUUUGAGGUGCCACGGGGGUACAGCGUGGUGGGCACCCACCAGGAUGCUCUGCGGGAGGAUGAGGAUGAUUUGCUGCAGUUUGCCAUCCAGCAGAGCCUGCUGGAAGCAGGCAGCGAGUAUGACCAGGUCACCAUUUGGGAAGCACUGACCAACAGCAAGCCAGGCACCCACCCCAUGUCGCACGAGGGACGCCGGGGAGACAGGUUGGACUCCCCAGCACACGGCAGCCCCCAGACCCCCCUCCAGCCCGGCGCCGGGGGGCGGCGGGGGGCCCAGCACGCUGUUUCCCAGCUACGCGGAGCAGCUGCGCCUGGCCAUGGCGCUGUCGGCGCGGGAGCAGGAGGAGGCCGAGCGGCGGACACGGCAGGAGGAAGAGGAGCUGCAGCGCAUCUUGCAGCUCUCCCUGAUGGAGAAGUGACCCCCCGACCCCACUGAGCCCCCCCUACACCGACUUGGGGCCUGGGGACGUGUGUAUGGGGCACAGAGGGGUGCGUGGGGGGACGGUCCGUGCAGAGGACAAAUAGGGGGGCUGCAUCAGCCCCGUAGCCGGGGCAGGGGUGAGUGCUGGGGGGCACUGGGGGUGGCAGGGAACAGGGGGUGUAUCCUGCAUGCUGCCCCCCCUAUCUGACCCCAGGGAGGCGGGGGGUCACACUCUUCCCCAGUCAUGGGGACACCAUGAGAGCCAUGGGGCUCUGUCCCCCCCUUGGCCCCACUGCCCAGGCGCUACCAAGUGCACUUACCCGGGAGCUGCUCUGCCUGCCAACAGGGGGGGCUCAGCCCCACUGCACCCCUCAGCCCAUGUGGGGCUCUAUGGCCUCACCCCAGGCCAAGGGGGCAACCAAGGGGGGGGCCCGCAAAGGGAUGCCCGGUGUCACCACCUCAUCUUGUGCUUGCACCCUCUCUGCCUUGCUCGGAUGCUCCCCCCCAACCAUGGCAGCGCUGCACCCCCUCAUCCCGGGCACUGCCCCCCACCCCUGGUAAAACCUUACAUCAAAUGGUGCUAAACCCUGGGCCCCCACCUCCUCACCCCGGGCUGUUCCUUCUUUGCACACGGGGGGGGACUGCGGGGUUGCCCCCAAAGGGACUUUUCAUAGUGGCACCCCCUCCCCCCAUCCAUGCACCCCACAAGCGACGUCUGGGCCAGGGCCAGGGGGAGCCUGAGCAGCUCUGACCGUGGCCAACACCAAUAAAUGCUCUGAGAGGA
Lagopus leucura (white-tailed ptarmigan) is the source of this 2747-nucleotide messenger RNA. RefSeq names its product ankyrin repeat domain 13B (gene ANKRD13B). Gene Ontology annotation, molecular function: protein binding. The record is from RefSeq and is a predicted model, not a curated record. The coding region runs from base 38 to 1978 and encodes 646 amino acids. Lineage: Eukaryota; Metazoa; Chordata; Aves; Galliformes; Phasianidae. Gene Ontology annotation, cellular component: cytoplasm. The transcript has 14 exons.